CGCAAAGAAACGCAACACGAGUUUCUCUCCGGAUACAUUUAUCCUGCACACCCGACUGAAAGAUCCGCCGCACACUCACGCUUUGAUCUCUUGAACCCUGCAGAUGGCGACAACUAAAGUUCCAGAGGUUCGUGACAUCACACGGAUUGAGAGAAUUGGUGCACAUUCUCACAUCCGUGGCCUUGGUUUGGAUGAUGCUUUGGAACCAAGACAGGUAUCUCAGGGUAUGGUUGGUCAGCUGGCCUCCAGACGGGCAGCAGGGGUUAUCCUCGAGAUGAUCAAAGAUGGCCACAUCGCUGGCAGGGCAGUGUUGAUCGCUGGCCAGCCCGGCACUGGGAAAACCGCCAUUGCGAUGGGUAUUGCUCAGAGCCUCGGCCCAGACACCCCCUUCACAGCACUGGCCGGCAGUGAGAUCUUCUCCCUGGAGAUGAGCAAGACUGAGGCACUCAGUCAAGCCUUUAGGAAAGCUAUCGGAGUGAGGAUCAAGGAGGAGACAGAAAUUAUCGAAGGAGAAGUUGUAGAAAUUCAGAUCGAUCGACCUGCCACUGGAACGGGUGCCAAAGUGGGCAAGUUGACCCUGAAGACUACUGAGAUGGAGACAAUAUAUGACCUAGGCAACAAGAUGAUUGACAGUCUCAGUAAAGAGAAGGUUCAAGCGGGCGAUGUUAUCACCAUUGACAAAGCGACUGGCAAGAUCAGCAAGUUGGGCCGCUCCUUUACUAGAGCUAGAGACUAUGAUGCCAUGGGAGCUCAGACCCAGUUUGUGCAGUGCCCGGAGGGUGAGCUACAGAAGAGGAAGGAGGUCGUGCACACGGUGUCCCUGCACGAGAUCGACGUCAUCAACAGUCGCACGCAGGGUUUCCUCGCUCUUUUCUCCGGAGACACCGGCGAGAUCAAGUCGGAAGUCCGCGAGCAGAUCAAUGCCAAAGUUUGUGAAUGGAGAGAAGAGGGCAAGGCGGAGAUUAUCCCGGGGGUGUUGUUUAUUGAUGAAGUGCAUAUGCUCGAUAUGGAGUGUUUCUCUUUCCUGAACCGUGCUUUGGAGAGUGACCUGUCCCCAGUUCUCAUCAUGGCCACCAACAGAGGCAUCACUCGUAUUCGUGGCACAAACUACCAAAGCCCUCAUGGGAUCCCACUGGACAUGUUGGACCGCCUGCUUAUCAUCGCCACCUCCCCUUACACCGAAAAGGAGACGAAACAGAUCCUCAAGAUCCGGUGUGAGGAGGAGGAUGUGGAGCUGAGCGAGGAGGCUCACACGGUCCUGACCCGCAUUGGCAUGGAGACAUCACUGCGAUACGCCAUGCAGCUCAUCAGCACGGCCGGUUUGGUGUGCCGCAAACGCAAGGGCACAGAGGUCCAAGUGGAGGACAUCAAGAAGGUUUACUCUCUAUUCCUGGAUGAAGCCAGAUCUUCACAGUACAUGAAGGAGUAUCAGGAGUCUUUCCUGUUUAAUGAAACAAAAACAGCUCCAAUGGAAACCUCGUAAUGAAAAAGACUCAAUUUCUUAUUGUCAAUUUUUAAUGUCCACCGUCAAUGGAGUUGUCUGUUCAAACUUUUCCUGCAAUUUGAAAUAAACAAGCAACUGACUUGCUAUAUUAUGGGUUUGUUUGGGCACUGACACAAUAGAUAUUCUAUUUCCAUUCUUCAUUUUAAUGCUUUCCAUUGUUUUUCCUUGAUUUAUACCAAUUCUUCAUGUAAAAAUAUGAUUUAAAAAAAAAAUAAACAUGGUAUUUUUCUUCCUAAGCGAGUAGACUGUGAACCGCUGCACAUUCAGCAUGAAAACCUCACCAAGGACCAAUCACUCGCUGGAUUUCUUGACAAUUCAUUUGUCUUCCCAGUUCACCUUUUUUCAUGACAUUGUUUGAGUGUGUUGCCUUCAUGUUCGUCUCAGCGUGUUGCCUUCAUGUUUGUCUCUGAGGUCUGGCAAGAUUCCCUGUCGCUUUGUGUUCUUGGUUGACUUGUCAUUACAUGCUUUUUAUUUUUAUGAAUAUGAUUAAACAGAUUUUUACAACUAA
This is a messenger RNA of Syngnathoides biaculeatus (alligator pipefish), 2012 nucleotides long. RefSeq names its product RuvB-like AAA ATPase 2 (gene ruvbl2). Gene Ontology annotation, molecular function: ATP binding; DNA helicase activity; ATP hydrolysis activity. NCBI's taxonomy places the organism in Eukaryota, Metazoa, Chordata, Actinopteri, Syngnathiformes, Syngnathidae. Gene Ontology annotation, biological process: regulation of transcription by RNA polymerase II; chromatin remodeling; box C/D snoRNP assembly. The coding region runs from base 104 to 1483 and encodes 459 amino acids. The transcript is spliced from 14 exons. Gene Ontology annotation, cellular component: R2TP complex; NuA4 histone acetyltransferase complex; Ino80 complex. The record is from RefSeq and is a predicted model, not a curated record.